This is a messenger RNA of Tribolium madens (black flour beetle), 753 nucleotides long. RefSeq lists its product as uncharacterized. The record is from RefSeq and is a predicted model, not a curated record. The coding region runs from base 44 to 700 and encodes 218 amino acids. Lineage: Eukaryota; Metazoa; Arthropoda; Insecta; Coleoptera; Tenebrionidae. The transcript has 3 exons.
UCAUCUUAUCAAAAUUUAUAUAAAAGAGAAUUUUUUUUAUUAAAUGCAAUUCGCAAAAAUGAGAUUCACUUUGUUGGGUAUUGUUUUGUGUCUCUACGUCCAUCACAUUUCCGGUCACGGUAUGUUGAUGGAACCUCCAAAUCGCAGCUCUUUGUGGCGCUUCAAUCCCAACGCUCCUGUUAAUUAUGACGAUGACCAAAAUUAUUGUGGCGGCAUGAAUGUCCAAUGGGAUCAAUUUGGUGGCAAAUGCGGAGUCUGUGGUGACCAGUAUGACGACCCUCACCCACAAGCCAAUGAAAAUACGGGAAAAUAUGGUCAAGGAAUAAUCGCCAAAGAAUAUACAGCUGGAAGUGUUAUCGAUGUUCAGGUUGUGCUUACCACGAACCAUAUGGGCUAUUUCAACUUUAGUUUGUGUAUUUUGGAAGAUCCAAAUGAACCAGAAUCGGGAGAAGAAUGCUUUAAACCGGUGACUUUGGGUGAUGGAUCAGACAAAUAUGUUUUGACAAAUAAGGAAGAAGAGGACAAUGACACUAUUAAUACCACUGUUAAAUUGCCCGAUGGUCUGACUUGUGAUCGAUGUGUUUUGAGAUGGACCUACACUGCGGGAAAUAACUGGGGACAAUGCGAAGACGGUUCUUACGACGAAGGCUGUGGGCCACAGGAAACUUUCCGCUCUUGUACAGACAUUGCCAUCCACUAAAUAACUUUUGAUAUUGACUGUAAAUAAUAUAAAUUAAACAAAACAUUUCAAAA